This is a messenger RNA of Hydra vulgaris (swiftwater hydra), 3570 nucleotides long. RefSeq names its product erythroid differentiation-related factor 1. Lineage: Eukaryota; Metazoa; Cnidaria; Hydrozoa; Anthoathecata; Hydridae. The record is from RefSeq and is a predicted model, not a curated record. Gene Ontology annotation, biological process: positive regulation of DNA-templated transcription. Gene Ontology annotation, molecular function: protein binding.
CUCGGUUGAGAGUAAAAUUAAAAACACUUUGUUUAUAUAUUAUUCACGGUACUUUUCAUUUUCGAACGAUAAAAUUAGUGUCCUCAUAAAAUUUAAAUCUAAUUUUAAGUGUAUUAUAAAAAAAAUUAGGCAAGUAAAUCAAAAUGGCAACCAACAUCUCUUCUAAUGCUGUUCUCAAGUACGAAGAAAGAUUACCUCUAGUUUAUGUUCAACUAGAAAAGUUUACAGAUCUAAAUAUGCCACCAUCAAACUGGUUAAAUGACAAUAUGGCUGGAAGAUUUUCAAACUUUUCAACCAAAAAAAGAAAAUCGUUUGAUUGUACCAGCUUGUUAAUGGCAGAAAAGUAUCCUAAAUGUAUAGAGGAAGUUGAUGUAGUUUCUUCUGCAGAGCACAUAAAGAAGCUACUGAAAAUUUCAUUUAGUUCUUCUCAAGUUAGCAUGUCAGUUCAUCGCAUUGGAAAAGCUUUACUUCUUAAUGAUUUUGAUAUACCUACUUAUUUACAUUCUCAUAUUGGUGAAAAAAAUAUUAAGCCUUGGAAUUGGCUCUAUGAUUUAUAUAGUGCUGAAACACAGAAAACAGAAUUUUUACCUAAAAAACGUAACAAAGAACUAAGUCAUUUAGAAAUAAUGCAAUCAAAGUUUAUGUAUUACAGUAUUAGUGAAAAUGAAGAUAAAGUUUCAAGUGAUACUCUUGCUGAUAAACAAUUGCAAUCUGUUACAGAGAAUGCUACAAAUCUUACAUCAAGCUUUCAAAGAGAUGUUUUAUGGAAAUUUGAGGAUAUAACAAUGCUUGUGGGAUCAGAUCUUCCAAUAUUUGGCAGAGGAAAGUACCCAGCAGUCAGUUUAAGAUUACAUGAAUCAUCCAAGCCUAUUAGCGUUUUGACCGGAAUUGAUUACUGGCUUGAUAAUUUGAUGUGUAAUGUUCCUGAACUUAUUAUGUGCUAUCAUCUUAAUGGUAUUGUGCAAAAAUAUGAACAAUUUAAAACUUCUGAACUCCCAAACUUAGAGGGGAGUAGUUUUUCUCCUAAAGUUAUAUGCGAUGUGGCACAAAAUAUCUUAUCUUUCUUAAAAUCAAAUUGUACAAAAGAGGGCCAUACAUAUUGGUUGUUUAAAAGUAGGAAAGAUGAUGUGGUAAAAUUAUAUGAUUUGACUUCUAUUGGGUCUGGUGAAGGACAUAAGGAUCCAUUUAAAGUCUCUGUUGCAAUGUUACUAUAUAGAAUUGCUCGUAACAUGUAUAAUUCCCAAGAUUAUGAUGACAAAAAUGAUUUAAAGCUUGUUGAGAUGUUGGAGAGUUGUAUUUGUUUGAUUAGUAAUGAAAAUGAACCCACACUAACAUUUGAUGCUGGCUACUUGUUGUCUCAGUUAUAUAGUAAUAGUUUACUAAAAAACAAAGAACACAAUGAUGAAUCUGACUCAGAAUCGAGUUUUGAGGAUGAUGAAAAUGAUAGUGAAAAUGAAAAAGUAACAGCUCCAGUAACCACAUCACCUGUUUCUACAAUCUCUGUUAAAAUGAUGUGUUCUUCUUCCAAAGCAAAAAAACCUACCUUACCACCAAAGCCUAUGCCGCCUAUAUCUCUAGAAACAAAGUGCAAAAAAGCCAUUGUUCAUAUUGCAAACUCUCUGUCUUUGCUCUCCAAAAUGUCAAACUAUACAAUACCCUCCUCAAAAAAUGCUGAUGCAAAAUUAUUACUAUAUAACAAUGAUAAUGACAAGGACACACAACCAUUAACUUUGAUUAAUCAAACUGCAGUUGAGCAAACAAGAAAUUUAAAAGAUGAUGUUAACUCAAAAGACAACCUUUUAAAAUUGGCAAUUUUAAAUUAUGUUGCACUUGUUGACAUCUAUAUUUCGAAAAGAAAGUUUGGCCAUGGUCUUCGCUUUAUCAAAUUAUCAUUUUUAUGUCAUUCAUGCAUGCAACAAAAGUCUAUGGUUGUAAAUGGUUUUGUAAAAUUAAUUAUGUAUUAUGCAGAUAUACUGACAAUCAUGUCUAAAGGUAACAUAAACAUUUCUUCAGAGAUGGAAGAUUUUUAUGCUAUGAAUGAGUAUGACUUAAAGAUUUCUAACAUUGCAAGUUAUGAGGAAUCUGUUCAUAAAGAUAAAGAAUCUAAAGUUGAUGUGGAAUCAAUCCAAAACUGUUUUAAAUUAAAGGAAGAAGCUCUUUUAGUACUAUCUGCUGAAUUAUAUGAAGAUGCUCUUUUAAAAGCAGGAGGAAAUGCUAAAACUAAUGUUACUCUUGGAAAUGAAAAUGUUACUCAGAUAAUAGACCUAACCAGGCGGUUGGGAAACAUACGCAAUGAACUUGGUGUUAUGUACAUGAACCAAGCAGCUGGUAUGGCAAAGUUGUAUGGAUAUCCAAUGGAUUCUGAAAUUCAAUUAUGGAGAAAAAGUCUAUCAUUUUUUGAGCAAUCUGUUCAAGCUUUUAAUAUUGUUAAUGACAAAGAAAACUUGGCUUUAGUUUAUUCAAACAGCGGAAAGUUAAUGUAUUUAUGUGCUCAAGUCUAUGGAAACAUUUCAAAAGAAUCUCCAAAUGAUAUUAGAGGACAAUUUACUCAAGAAGAAAAGACAUAUUUUGGAAAGGCAUUUGAAUACUAUAAUAAAGCUUUGUCAAUUUUGCAAAAAAGAGAAUAUUCUUCAGUAAUAUGGGAAAACAUUUCAAUGGAGUUGUCAGGAUGCUACUUUAAUAUGGGUUGCCUAAUACAAGAUCAUGCUCCUUUAAAGUCUAAUGCUGAAGAAAAUAUUAUUAAAGAUGUUUCAAGUGCAUUUAUGAAAGCUUUACAGUUUUCUGAGCCUUUACUUCUUGGAUCUUCUGACAAAAAUCAAGUUUUAUUGCGUGUUGGAGCCAUUCAUCAUAGACUUGGUUCUCUUUAUCAUCAUAUGCUCAGAAAUCAGAUUUCUGAUUCUGAUAAGAAAAGUUGUCGGUCCCUGGCUGAACUUCAUUAUAAGAAGUUUCAUCAAGUUCUAUCUGCUGAACAUUUUCCACUACAAGUUCUUCAGGUCAUUGUUGAAAGCAUAGCAUUAUACGAUUAUCUUUUACAGCAACAUCAUUCUUGGAAGUAUCUUAAAAUAAAGUUUAAUAUUCUCAGCGAAAACGCACAAUUAAUCACAUGUCUUCAAAACUUAUUGAUAAAAGUCUCUGAUAACAAAACAAAAAUAUGUGAUGAUGUCAUUGAUAUUGAUGAAUUAAUGAAAUUGUCUUGCAUUGUCUAUAAUCAGCUAUCUUCAACAUUCAAAGAUACCAUUGUUAUGUCAAAGAAAAUGAAACGACUUGAAGGGCUAGAAAUAAAUGCUUUGAAAUCAUGUUUUGAGAUUAUUUUACGAAACUCUAUAAUUGAUGACACAAACAUUGCUACUAUGUUAGAAAAACUACUUUUAAUUUUAUCAAAAAUAUCGGAGAAAAUUCUGAAUAAAAGUUUGCAUAAUAUUGACUUAAAUGAGACUUCUCAUUCAUGAAAACAAAUUAAUAUUAAUAAUAAAAACAUUUAUACAUCUAUAUAUAAUAAACUUAUUAAAUUUCAUAUUUUAUGUUACCUGUGUUUAAAUAUUUUAAUGCUCUUAUUUUUUGUAUUAUAAU